AUGAACAUUCCGGUCACUGGCCAAGGUGACGAUCGAGUCGGCUCCGCCCGGGAUAACUCCACGGGUGGAACCUUGAGCAAACUGCCGUUCGAUGGCUCUGACUCGUCAUCUUUAAUGUCACUCCUUACUACUUUCAUUCCCGUUCUCGUGUAUGCCGUCGUCUGCGUCUUGCUAUUCUGGGUUCUUCGUCGGAAAAGCGAUCGCGUAUACUCUCCACGCUCGAUUCUGAGAAACUUCUUCUCCCAUGAGCAAAGCUUACCCCUGCCGACGGGUUGGCUAGACUGGAUCAAACCAUUUUGGAAUGUUCCUGAUACUUUCAUCCUCAAUCACUCUUCUUUAGAUGCCUUCCUGUUCUUACGCUAUCUCAAGGUUCUCGCCUUGAUAUGUGCUGUAGGUUGCGGCAUCACAUGGCCUACUUUAAUGGCAAUCCACGCCAGCGGUGGCGGUGGACUGUCACAGCUCGACCGUAUCACUAUCGGUAACAUCAAGGACUCGCAUAUAUUCUUCGUCCAUGCUCUUGUUGCCUGGGUCUUUUUUGGCUUCAUCCUUUUCACCAUAUACCGUGAAUGCAUAUACUACAUUAAUCUUCGCCAUGCCUAUUUGCUAUCACCAUACUACGCCAAACGAUUGUCUUCGAGAACAGUCUUAUUCAGCUGCGUCCCUCCCGAAUACAUGGAUGCCGCCCGUCUGCGAAAGGUUUUCGGAGACACGGUCAGAAACGUUUGGAUUCCUCGAGAUACGAGCGACCUAGAAAGGCUAGUCAAAGAACGUGACGAGACCGCCACACGUCUGGAGAAGGCUGAGAUCCGUCUGAUAAAGAUGGCGAACCGGCGGCGCAAUAAGCAGUUAAAGGAGGAAGCGAAAGCGGCUCUCAAUCUCGAAACCGUCCCGAGCCCGGUCCCGACCGGAACAUCUGAGCAAUCGGAGGACGCCGAGAAAGGCUUCCCUUACCACCAGAAUACCAUGUUACCUGAUGUCAACGGCUCCGUUGCCGCCCAGUGGAUUGGAGCUAGCGAGCGGCCCUACCAUCGCCCUUUGGCGAACUUCUUUCGUCGCGUCGAUACCAUCAAGUGGACACGAAAUCGCAUCAAGGCACUGACAAAGCAGAUUAAUAAGCUUCGUCGAGGUUUCCUCAAAGGUGAAGGCAACCGCUUGCCUGCCGCUUUUGUCGAGUUCUCUUCUCAAGCCGACGCGGAACGGGCAUGCCAAACUCUCAUGCACAACCGGCCGUUGCAUAUGUCCCCGCGGUAUAUCGGCAUGCAUCCUGACGAAGUUGUGUGGAGCUCGCUAAGGAUGCAGUGGUUUGAACGCAUAGUCAGGGGCUUUGCGAUGCGAGCACUUAUCGCUGCUGCCAUCAUCUUCUGGUCCCUGCCAUCGGCCUUCGUUGGUGCCAUUUCGAACAUUACGUUUCUCGCCGAUACUUUUCCAUUUCUCAAAUGGAUAUUGCAACUGCCCCAAGCAGUCACUGGCAUCAUUAGCGGUCUAUUGCCUGCGCUAGCCUUGUCCUUCUUGAUGGCUAUCGUACCGUGGAUAUUAAGAGGUUGCGCCCGCCUGGCCGGUGUCCCAUCCUUAUCCUUGAUUGAACUGUUUGUUCAACAUGCAUACUUCGCCUUCCAAGUGGUCCAGGUCUUUCUUGUCACGACCCUCACAUCUGCCGCCUCCGCCGCACUCGCCCAAGUCCUCAAAGACCCCUUCUCCGCCAAAGACCUCCUCGCCGAGAACCUCCCAAAAGCCUCAAACUUCUACAUCUCCUACAUUCUGAUCCAAUGCCUGGCUGUCGGCGCCGCGUCUCUCGUCCGAGCCUUCGACAUAGUCCGGCAUCACAUCCUCGCCAAGAGCUUUGACAACCCUCGAGGACUCUUCAGGAUAUGGCAUAGAGAGCGUCCUAUCCACUGGGGCGCCAUCUUUCCUGUUUUCACCAACAUGGGCGUCAUUGCUAUAAGUUACUCGUGUAUCGCACCGGUGGUUCUCGGGUUCGCCGCUGUCGGCCUCUACUUGAUCUACCUUGUUUACAAAUACAACCUUACCUACGUCAGCAACUCUGCCAUCGACACUCGCGGGCUCGUGUAUCCCCGCGCACUCAUGCAUCUGCUGGUAGGACUUUACCUUUCCAUCGUCUGCCUCAUUGGUCUGUUCGUUCUACGUGAGGCCUACGCCCCAGUAGCGCUCAUGGUUGGCCUUUUGGUUUUCACCGCUUUGGUUCACAUUUCUCUACGAGAGGCAGUGGCGCCCUUGCUCUAUAGCAUCCCUCGGGCACUUGCUAUGGAAGUCGAAGAACUCAAUAGUGGAAUGAGUGUGCAAUACCCUCAAGACGACUUCCUCACAGAUAUCGACAUCAACAAUUCAUACCCCGAUUUCAUGGACCCCGCCGACGAUUUCGACGGCCCAGUCCACGAAACGAACGGCACUCGUGGCGGCGUCGAAGGUGCGAGUGGUUUGAUGGUCUCUAUCAGGGACUGGUCCACCGGUGCGCUCCUCAAGAAAGCCCAGGAAACGGCUACCAACUGGGGUCUGGCGGGCCCCCUUGGCUAUCUCUCAUACUGGGUGUCGCCCGACCCAUCCAUCGAGCCCAAUUGCGUUCUUCGAUGGCUGCAUCCCGGCAUCUUUGACGAUUUUGCUACCCUCCGCCGUCUAAUUCCUAAUGAUCUUCCGGACCCCACCAUGACCUACCCUCCGGAUUACGCCCGCCGUGCGUAUUGGCCACCGGAAAUGGCGUCGCCGCCCCCAACGGUGUGGAUCCCCCGAGACCCGGCCGGAGUCAGCCUCCAGGAAGUGGAGCACUGUCGUAAGGUGGUGGGUUGUACCGACGAAGGGGCAGAACUCAACGACAAGGGUCGGAUAGAAGUUGAUUUGCAAAAGGCCCCGUUUUGGGUGCCGAGAGUAUUAUACUAG
Molecule: messenger RNA, 2892 nt
Organism: Colletotrichum truncatum
Lineage: Eukaryota; Fungi; Ascomycota; Sordariomycetes; Glomerellales; Glomerellaceae
Product: DUF221 domain-containing protein
Cellular component (GO): plasma membrane
Molecular function (GO): calcium-activated cation channel activity
Source: RefSeq, a predicted model, not a curated record